This is a messenger RNA of Bursaphelenchus xylophilus (pine wood nematode), 1189 nucleotides long. Lineage: Eukaryota; Metazoa; Nematoda; Chromadorea; Rhabditida; Aphelenchoididae. The record is from the annotation of a GenBank genome assembly.
AUGGACCGCGCUUCUUCGUCCGAGGCUAUAAGAGAUUCGAUUUCUCAACUUUACAAUACGGGAGUCACCUUUGCCAUUGAGGUAGGGCUUAAAAAGCUUGGAAAUGUAAUCUAAUAAACGUUUAGUUGUUGGGAAGUGUGUCAGUGGAGAGUUCGUUUUAUUCGGAAGAAACUUCGGAGCAAAAAAAGAUUGGGGAAAAGUUGAUUAAAGAAGUGGUGGAUAAAGUACACAAAGGGAAUGGCGAAAGGGCUGCGGUACGUUCAUCUUCCCAAAUUUAAAAACUGCCGUUGUUUCCGCAAAACGCGAGAAAGGAGUCUCGCAUGGGAUGUUCUAUUUACAGUGGGACUUGAUCCAUUGGCAAAAAAUUUACCAUUUUGGAUCCAGGAAGUAUCAAAAAUGCAGCAAAAUACCUCCCUCUCCAAGUGAAAAAAAUCCGAUUUCAAAGGCGCGCCUUUUUGUGAGGGAAAAGACCCGCAUUUCAAAACCAAGUUUUUUUUAUUGUAGUGGGAGGUUUUUUGCCACAUUUUUGAUACUUCCCGGAUGCAAAAUUAUACGUUUUUUGCCAAUGGAUCAGGGCCCUCACUGUAAGUUCUUCGCGGACUAGGGGCUACAGAACUUUCAAUAAAAUAUAUUUUUAGAACAUAGACGACGUUCAUGAAGGACUGACCAUAAUCCAAUCAGAAAUCGACCUAAACGUGACCCACAAAUCGGUGCUCAUCAUCGACUCCAACAACCCAAAGAUUCUUCGUUUCAAGAUUGAAGAUAUCUCAUUGAUCGUUCCAGGCGAAGAUGUAAGUCAUUAAAAACCACAUUUUUUACUUAUUAAAGACUAGAAUCUCAAAACUCUGGUCCAUUCACACUCAAAUAUUUUUGAAUUUAGGAACUGAACGAAUACUUUUGCCUCUUUGCGAAAUGUGUGGACGAUGACAUCCAGCAACGGAAAUGCUUCGUAUUUCAUGCGGGAAAAGAGAAGCCGGAGGUCUGCCAAGUCCUGAAGCUCGCCUUCUCCAUCGCCGAAGGAAUCAGCCGUUCGAGUUCGGCGAAAUCAGAGUCAUCGGGAUAUUCAACGGCCAGUUCGAGGAACUCAAGGAGAAAUGAUGAGGACCAGAGAAGCGAUGACAACGAGACGGGAAGAGUUAGAUCGGUCUCGGAUUUGAUCCAUUUUUACCAGACAAGAGCGCUAGAUUAG